Messenger RNA from Pelobates cultripes (western spadefoot toad), 9034 nucleotides. The record is from the annotation of a GenBank genome assembly. Lineage: Eukaryota; Metazoa; Chordata; Amphibia; Anura; Pelobatidae.
AUGGCUCGUAUAAAUCGUCCUGCUCCAGUGGAGGUCUGUUACAAAAACAUGCGUUUCCUGAUCACCCAUAACCCAACAAACGCAACCCUUAAUACUUUCAUCGAGGUAAGCAAUGACUGCUAGACUUGAGCAUCAAGCAUGGCUCAGAGCUUCUGCGUUGCAAAGCAUUUUUGACCUGCAUUGGGAGGUCUGUGAUUGGACAGCCACAAAAAGUCUGGGUGGGGCUAGAAGGGGAGGGCAGGCAAAGGCAGGAGACAAGAGAUCUGCAGGUUUUGCAAGCUGUUUUUUUUUUUUUAAAUUUACCCCCAAUGAAAUUGCAUAAUUAUAUGCUUGCAAGUUUUUUAAUUGGGGUUGUAUCUGCUAAACAGUAAAUCUGAUUUAUUUUGUAUUUGGGUAGUUAAUUAAAUGUAGUUGAAUUAUUUAAUAUGCUUCUGCAUGGAAAAAUUAUCCUUAAAAUAUAUAAUCUGUUUGGCUUAGUGUGGCUUUUUUUCACUGCGGCAUAUUAAAACACUGGCAAUAUUUGAUGGGUUCAAGCAAUGUCCAGUUGACCGAAAGGCAAAUAUCCUUUGGGGAAAUAAGGUUUUUUUUUCUAAGCAGUCACAUUGAUUCUAAUCCCUUUUAGUUUACUUUGAAGUCGUAAAGGGGGGAAAAAAGCCUUAAGUGUAAAGUCCCAGAGAUUGGAAGGCCAUCAGCGGUGUUGCAAAGUCAGAAUAUAUUACCUGUUAUGCGAUAGAUAUAUUUUAGCCCCAUCUCCAAACAUUCACAUACGAUUCUCUUACUGUUGCCAAGAUCACUCCUAAAAUGACUUGCCACUGCAAAGGUACUUGGCAAGGGACACAGCUAAGCUAUUUUCAGCCCCCCAACCCUCCCCUCGCAGUUUUUGCAGAAAGUGGAAGCCGUCCAAUUACUGAUCUUUACUUUAUUGGAUGUUUGGGAACUUUAAACUGAGCAAAAAACAAAAAAUAAAUUGCGUUUGGAAAGCACGUUUAGAGCAAUAAACUAUUUUGCCAUGGCAACAUUACUGAUCAGUUUAAAGAUAAACUGUAGUUAAAGUUAUAAAAGAAUUUGCAUUGCCUCUGCAAAAUGCUAAUAAAUGUAUUCAACAAAAAGUUAUUUAGGUGAUCGGUGUCCUGUUUGGGUUCCCCUACCCCCAAUUAACAAGCCUGAUUGUAUGAAGCCUUUGUGACUAGGGAAGCCGGUUCAAAUAGAGGAAUUGGAUUUGGUAUUUACAGUAACACAGUAUGGUUAUGGUGGAUAUGCAAGUUCUUUGUCACAAAACAUUAUUUUGUUUAGUUUCACAUACAUUGGCACAAACACACCUUUAUCAUUUGUUUCAAUAGCCGAUGUCCAAAUCUUUGUAAAUAACUCAUUCUAUUCACCUGCUUGAAAGAGAAGCUUCUAAACCGAUGCAUUACAUUCUUUUGUUUGUAAUUUUUAUGCAGCCCUGUAAUAUAGAUUUCCCUGUGCAUCUAGUAAAAUAUGAGAGUUGGUUAUUGUGCCUAUAUCCAUGCAGCUUAAUCAACAAAACUUGUCCCUCUUCCAAAAACUAAAUUCUAAAACUGGGUAAUGGCUAGCUUUCAGAUAUCCUGGGUAGUGGCAGUGAUUGCUAAGCAAUUAGCCAUUAGCUGUCAUACAUUAUAAGUGAUAUUGCUUCAGAUUGAUUAAUUUUUAAUGUUGACUUGUUGUGAAAACACUUCCUAUGUUAUAUCUUGUGCAUCCUAUGGUGUAAUUUAUAUUAUACCCUUUCUAAUUCACACUUUGUCUGCUGUUGAUUACAGGAUCUGAAGAAGUAUGGUGCCACAACUGUGGUCAGAGUGUGCGAAAUUACUUAUGAUAAGACCCCUCUGGAAAAAGAUGGCAUUACUGUGAUGGUAAGUUGACAAUCUGGUUAUGCCCGCGGCAGGAUAAAUUAGGGCUAGUAACCAGGUUAAAUAGGGACGGUCACCAAACAGCUCCCUAACGGUUACAGAGAACAAAUGGCCAAUGAGGCAAAGCCAUUACCUAUAUUAUAAAGAUCAUCAUGCAGAAAUUCUUGGCUAGAAGUCUGCAUUUUUAUGUUUGCAUGCACGUGCGUCAUUAUGCAUGCCUCUCAAAAUUUACGAUUUUGGCUUGACUAUCCAGAUUUUAGGGUCCUGCUUCCAAAAUGUGUCGUGCUGGCACAUCAUUAGAUGUGGUUAUACUAUGUUCAUGGCACUAAGACCCUGCAGAAAACCCUGAAACGGUGCCCUUUGUGUGCCAUACUGCUUUAUUUGCAUACUGCCCGGCGCCUGCCUACUUUCUGGGCAGUAAUUGUAUCCGUAACCCGCCCAACGGAAUUCUGCAUGACAGCAUGCUUAUGUUUGGGGGGCAAUACAUUAUGACAAGAUGUCAGAACUAGUACCUGGAUGUACGGUCAAAGGAACUAUAUGUAUUUAAACCUGCACAUAAUGCUUUAGUGCAGGCUUCCCCAAACUCUGGCCCUCCAGAUGUUGCUGAACUACAAUUCCCAUGAUUCUCAGACUAUCUAUUUCAUUCAUAGAAGCAUGGGAGUUGCAGUUCAGCAACAUCUGGAGGGCCGGAGUUUGAGGAAGCCUGCCAGGUCCUUUCUUUGAGUUGGUGACAAUUCCUCUAACAUGGGUUGUUUCUUAAUGCAAAGGUUUAUUCUGUAACAGUUUGUGUUUCUUUAUAUAAAUGCUAUUUGAACAAGUCAUCGUGUUAUCCAAUUUAAUGGACAACACUGAAAGAUAUUGUUUCUCCAUCUGACAUGGUUUUGAGAUGAGAAUUUGUUGUCCUUCUGGCUUCCCCCGUGCAGUGUUUACAUUGCAUUAUAAAUGCCAGACCUUGGCACAGAGGUUUUGAUAGCUGCGCUAUAUUUGUCCCUCUAAUAGAAGCCUCAGCAGCUCGGAGAGUGGGUGGGCAACUACUGGUGUGAUUGACUUCAUAAAGGGAUACUGUCACAUAAUCUAAACCUCACCUGUCACUCUCAUACAAUACACUCACACUCCUGCACAGGUUCUCAAGGUCCUCGGCUAAAUGUCUAUUAUACGGUUGUUUUAGACCUUCAUUAACUCUGUGUGUGACAGAGGAAAGUACUGACAGGGUAUGGUAAAUGUGAGUGUGCAUUAUAUGAUCUAAUUCAGCUUUACAGGAACUACGAUUCUGCCAGGUGGUGGAAUUAGUCUACUAACUCUGUAUAUGCCCUAAGGGGCAGUAAAUUAAAGUAUUAAUAUGAGAUACAUUUUUCCCUACUUGGAAGUCUAGAACAGUUUCACUAUACCAUGUAAAUUUCUGUAUACCCGAAGUAUCUUUUAAUUCUGUUAAUAGAGGGGACAGAACCUCCAAACAUUUCAAAUGUGGUGUGACCCUCUGAGAAAUUUUAGGUGACUUACGAAUAUCAAUUUAUGCCAUUAAACUGUGAUGUAGAACAAGAACAAUGUCUCUUAUUUCCACAGACUGAUUUUUAAACACAUUUAUUGUAAUUUAAUGACACAUUACUUGGAGAUUUUUUGCUGUGGAGCUCUGGUACACACUGAGACACAUUACUGGGAGUAAUAUUGCUGUGGGGCUCUGUUAUACACACAGACACAUUACUGGGAGUAUUAUUGCUGUGGAGCUCCGUUAUACACUCAGACACAUUACUGGGAGUAUUAUUGCUGUGGAGCUCUGUUAUACAGUCAGACUCAUUACUGGGAGUAUUAUUGCUAUGGAUCUCUGUUAUACACUCAGACACAUUACUGGGAGUAUUAUUGCUGUGGAGCUCUGUUAUACACUCAGACACAUUACUGGGAGUAUUAUUGCUAUGGAUCUGUUAUACACUCAGACACAUUACUGGGAGUAUUAUUACUGUGGAGCUCUGUUAUACAGUCAGACACAUUACUGGGAGUAUUAUUACUGUGGAGCCCUGUUAUACACAGACACAUUACUGGGAGUAUUAUUGCUGUGGAGCUCUGUUAUACACUCCAUCACAUUACUGGGAGUAUUAUUGUUGUGGAGCUCUGUUAUAUACUCAGACACAUUACUGGGAGUAUUAUUGCUGUGGGGCUCUGUUAUACAGUCAGACACAUUACUGGGAGUAUUAUUGCUGGGGAGCUCUGUUAUACACUCAGACACAUUACUGGGAGUAUUAUUGCUGUGGAGCUCUGUUAUACACUCAGACACAUUACUGGAGUAUUAUUGCUGUGGAGCUCUGUUAUACACUCAGACACAUUACUGGGAGUAUUAUUGCUGUGGAGCUCUGUUAUACACUCAGACACAUUACUGGGAGUAUUAUUGCUGUGGGGCUCUGUUAUACACUCAGACACAUUACUGGGAGUAUUAUUGCUGUGGGGCUCUGUUAUACAGUCAGACACAUUACUGGGAGUAUUAUUGCUGGGGAGCUCUGUUAUACACUCAGACCCAAACAAUAUGGAGCUCCUAGAAAAGAGGGACAUUUGGAAAGAAAAACAGGACAAAUGGAUUUAAAAAGGGGGACUUGGGCCCAAAAUAGGAACACUUGGGCGGUAUGGAAAUUGGGUAAAUUUAUUUAACUCAAUGCAUUUGCCAGGACUAUGAAUUUCUUUCUUCUUAGAUUUUAAUAUAUCCUUGCAGAUAGCUGGUGCUCUAAAAAUAAAAUCUUAAUCAUUUUAUGAGGUUUUUUUAAAACAACACAUAUAUGGCAGAUUUCAUUCUGAUUAACUCUCUGUAUAAUUAGUUUCUAAUUUAGCUUUAGGUAUUUUAGUCUGCUAGAGGACAUUUUAUUUUAUGGUUUUUGAUUUCUGCAGCAGGCUUAUAGCGGUCAGUAAUUCUGGGGGAAGUUUGACGAAGACUCACUGUUUAUGUAUAGAACAGGCAGAAUCACAUUUUUGAGCGUUUCGAUGUUCCCAUUAUGUAGUACAAUAUCUGCGCCAAAUAAUUUUGGGGCUGUAAACUUUGACUUUUCUCCUUCCAGUUCUAUCAGUGGGGUGGGAGAGAUAAUUCUGCACCUGUCAAUCCAUAAAAAGAGAGCUACAUAAUGUGUUUUUUUUUUUUUUUUUUCUCUCAAAUAUAAUUUACUUGCAUUGUCCCAGUGGUGUAUUUUUUCUGAUGGCUUAGAGAUCGAGGUUUAUUUGUAAGGAAGUAGUAUGCAUGCAUUAAAAAAAAAAUAAAUAAAAAAAAAAGAGGAAGAAGAAAUUUUAAAUGUGAUGAAAUGUUUUGCAAAGAUUCCAGAGAUUGUGGAUUAAAUGUUAAUUGGAAAACCAUCAAAUUGGGUUUCAAUGGCUUUUCUUGCAGAUAAACACACCCAGAUUGUAAAAAAAACUAAAUACUCUAAAAACACAUUAUGUAAAUCUGACAUUAAUUAUAUUCUAAUAGAGCUCUAUAAUUUAGACUGAGCUUAAGAUUUAAAGGGACAUUAGUCACCAGAACAACUACAGCUUACUGUACAGUAUACAGCUUACGUUAUUUGUUCUGGUAUGUAGAGUCAGUCCUUUCAGGGUUUUUUUUGUUUUUUUGUUUGUUUGUUUUUUGUUUUUCUAGAGAAAAUGCAGUGUUUACAUCACAGCCUAGUGAUGCCUCCAGUGGCCACCACUCAGAUGGCUACUAGAGGUGCUUCCUGGGGCAGUGCUGCUCAGUGUGAUUGGCCAGGGUAGUGUUGGGCUCCUCCCCUGGCCCGCCUCCUCGGGUGAGAUCAUCAGAAUUGACCAGCUCAACCAAUCCAAUUAUGAUUGGCUUAGAUCAACAAUUCUGAUGAUGUCAGCCAAGGAGACAGAUCAGGGGCAGAGUCAGCAGCAGCAGACUGGAAUAACAGUCAUAUUUUACUGUAGUUAAGGGCGCUAGAUGGGGGUUUUAACAUUAUAGGGUCAGAAAUACAUGUUUGUGUUCCUGACCCUAUAGUGUUACUUUUUAUAGUAUAUUCUGAAUAUUUUGCCCCAGGUAUAACGUUUUCUGGUUAGUCUAACCAAUGUCCUGCAAUAGUGGAACCUAGUCUGUAUAAUAACAUUAUGGGCUAGAAGUCCAGCCACUACUCCUUAUAGCCCAAUGUGUCCCUUCUGAUGACAAUGCAGUGGGUUCAGACACUUGCUGAUUUUUACUGUUUUGUUAGUAAAAUGUAUUUGAAAUCCUCUAUAUCUGCCAAAACUGUCAAGCCGCACAAACAGAAUUUAAUUCUCCCUUCAUGCACAGAAGAGACUGAACAUGUCCAAGAUGGUGUCCGUAAUACAGACACAGCUGUCUGACAUCGAUCAGCUCCGCUUUGGAUUCUGCUGUAGUGACACUCUUAAUAGUAACACUUCUUAUUAAGUAUUCCUUUAAUCUAAUCUAUAUUAGCAGCCACUUCUAAUGGAAGAUCGCCGUAGCAGCUUGAAAUUGUAUACUGAGAAUUUCAGUCGAACAGACUGUGACGACUUGUUCCUAGUUAGCAAUCUAUCCAGGACUUUGGGACCCCUAACCAGGACUUUGGGACCCCUAACCAGGACUUUGGGACCCCUAACCAGGACUUUGGGACCCCUAUCCAGGACUUUGGGACCCCUAUCCAGGACUUUGGGACCCCUAUCCAGGACUUUGGGACCCCUAACCAGGACUUUGGGACCCCUAUCCAGGACUUUGGGACCCCUAACCAGGACUUUGGGACCCCUAACCAGGACUUUGGGACCCCUAACCAGGACUUUGGGACCCCUAUCCGGGACUUUGGAGAGUAGAGUUGGCAGAUUUGGUCGUAAGCGUCAAAUAAAUGGGUGAAAGACUCAAAGGGAGAUAUUUUCAUUGAGAAGAGAAAAAAAAGUGUGUAAAGCAAUGGGCGAUUAGAGGACUUGGCACCAUCAUGCUGGCAUCCAUGAAGCCUCCUGCUCUCUAACAACCAUUAGUUACCUUAUUACACCCUUAUAUCUAGACUUGCUCCAUUAUAUUUGGCUGUACAGUGAACAUAAGCCCAAUCAUGGAAGGGCAAGCCACCUACCAGCAGAUGACAUCCCAUGUCCAUGUCCUUGACUUCUUAUAGUGCUGAAAAUUCUGUAAAAUCAGACGAGCUGACUUACAUUGCGGAGGGUUUGCAGCUAGUGACGUCUGAUACAUUGAUAACAAAGUUGGACAAUUUUUUUUUUUUUUUUUGCCAAAAUAUAACUCCUCUAAAAAAAUUUAAAAAAAAUAGACCAGGCUUUAAAUCAGGUGCUUUAAACAGCUGUUGUAAUAAUGUAAUAUUAUUUUUAAAGCAGCAGUCAGUAAUCUGUGCAGCUUGGCGAUAUGUAUUUCACGUAUUGUCUGAUGUGUUUUUUGCUUUGUAAUUGAAAUAAUGUUUUAACAUUUUUGUUCGUGUUUUAUCCUUGUUUAAGGACUGGCCAUUUGACGACGGAGCACCACCCCCCAACAAAAUUGUGGAAGACUGGCUAAAUUUGCUGAAAGCGAAGUUCUGUGAAGACCCUGGCUGCUGUGUAGCUGUUCACUGCGUGGCUGGAUUGGGGAGGUAUGUGGGAGCUAGUAUUGCUGUCCUGAACGCUUUCACAGAACUAAUGGUUUGCUAUGAGAGCUGAGAGGUUUUCUUGCCCCAUCCGCCUCCCUCUCUCUCGCUGUGCCCCAUCCGCCUCCCUCUCUCUCGCUGUGCCCCAUCCGCCUCCCUCUCUGUCGCUGUGCCCCAUCCGCCUCCCUCUCUGUCGCUGUGCCCCAUCCGCCUCCCUCUCUCUCGCUGUGCCCCAUCCGCCUCCCUCUCUCUCGCUGUGCCCCAUCCGCCUCCCUCUCUGUCGCUGUACCCCAUCUGCCUCCCUCUCUGUCGCUGUACCCCAUCCGCCUCCCUCUCUGUCGCUGUACCCCAUCCGCCUCCCUCUCUCUCUCUGUGCCCCAUCCGCCUCGCUCGCUGUGCCCCAUACGCCUCGCUCGCUGUGCCCCAUCCGCCUCGCUCGAUCUCUCUCUCUGUGCCCCAUCCUUCUUCGCUGUGCCCCUUUCAUUCGCUGUGCCCCCAUCCAGCCACCAUUUCGAUCUCUCUCUCUGUCUUCCAUCUGCCUGCAUCUGGCUCUUCUGCCCUUUCUCUCUUGCUGUGCCACUACUGCCUUUUUAUAUAAGCUGUGCAUAUUUUAAAUUGUGCAAUUUAAUAGGUGUGGUUUUUUUGUGUGCUAAUUGGUCAUUUUGUGUUUGUGUAGGGCUCCCGUCCUGGUAGCGCUUGCUCUCAUUGAGAGUGGAAUGAAGUACGAGGACGCCAUUCAAUUCAUCAGACAGUGAGUAUCAGGUUGCAUGCAGGCUCCGCAUUCUGUUUGGCCAUUAUAUAAAUGAAAUCACUGUAGAGGAGGAAAGCAGCUUCUGUAAAGGUGAGGCCAUGUAGUCAGAAGGAUUUUAAAAGAAGUAUACUGGUUGUGGUUGGUACCCAUGAACAAAACAUUAGAUGACUCAAUAGGGCAAAAAAUCCUAAUUCCCAACGCAACCACCAUUUUAUUAUCAUGAAUUCCACUGACAAGCCUCCUUUUUCACCUACAUUUAACUUUUUAAUAACUCCUCUUCUUUAACCCCUAUCUAUAGGGCAGCGAUAGGCGACCUUAGCACAACCUAUAUUUCCAAACCACAUUUCCCAUGAUGCUUUGUAUGAUCAUAGGUCAUUUCUUGGAUGUCAAGUUUAGCGAUCACUGGAUUGAUGGACCCCAAUGAUCAGCACUCAGGAGAAACUAGACUACGUAUUGAUAUGUAGCAUCCAAAGGUUGCUUAAACCGGAUUACAGGAAAGCGGCUUGACAUUUGCAUUUGUAAUCUUUCAGAUAAUGCGGUGUAUUUAUAAAAUUGUCUAAGAUUAUAUGAAAAAAGUUAUUGUUUCUCCAUUCAAGAAAAAGUGUUUUUUUUUUGUUUGUUUUUUUUUCAUUACCUUAAACCAAAACUUCUUAAGAAUUGAGAACAUAAAUGCUAAUUUUAGCAACAACUAGAAUUUUUUUUCUAGUUCCCCUUAAAAAAGUUACUUCAUUUCUCAGUUCUUCAGAAUUUAUUAACUCGAUUCUCACUCCUUUUUCAGGAAACGCAGAGGGGCAAUCAACAGCAAGCAACUGACGUACUUGGAAAAAUACAGGCCAAAGCAGAGACUAAGGUUUAAGGACCCCCACAAUCACAAGAACAAAUGUUGCAUUAUGUAA